Prunus armeniaca (apricot) is the source of this 879-nucleotide messenger RNA. The record is from the annotation of a GenBank genome assembly. Lineage: Eukaryota; Viridiplantae; Streptophyta; Magnoliopsida; Rosales; Rosaceae.
AUGGUGAAGCGGAGGAGGAGGAGCGAAGCGCAUCUGAGCAAGGAUUCGAAGGUCGAAGUUUGUAGCAACGAAGAGGGUUACAGAGGUGCUUGGUUCCCAGCCAAAAUACUUGACCCACAACCCUCAGAUCCCUCAAUGAAGAAGAAAAUGAAGAAGGCUCUGGUGCAGUACGAGACUCUGGGCUCGGACGAUGACCCAAACAAGCCACAUAUUGAGCUCGUUCAUGCGCGCUCCAUCCGCCCAGUGCCUCCUCUUAUCGACAAUCCUGACCAGCCCUUUGAGCCUGCCGACGUCGUAGACGCCUCUUACAUUGAUGUUUGGUGGGUCGGGGUUGUAAUGAGCGCUCUGAGCUGCGGCCUCAUUGGGAUUUUCUCAACGGCAAAUGGGUUCGACCCCGGAAGAAAGGAUUUGUACUUGGUUUAUGCUUGCAAGAUGGUGGGAUCAGUUUUCAGCCCUGGGACAGCAGUGGAAGUGAAUCUCAGCAAAGAACAUAUAUUCGUUGCUUGUCUCCCAGCAAUAUAUCUUGGCGAACUAGGGGAAAACUCUUACUUGAAACCUAAUGAUGAUGCAACCAUUGUAGGUUUUUCCAAGAAGUUGAUAGCAUCUGAAGACCGUCAUUUGAAUAAGGUUGAGCAACAGCAGCUUGGAGAAUUGGACAAUCAAGCAAUAAUUUCUCAUAAACGAAAAGUCAAGAAGGGCAGUGAAAUUGAAAAGGUUGAUGAAGAAGAUGUUGAAGAUGAGAAUGGACUGGACAACAUUGAAUCUUCUGGUAUGAUGUCAGAUUCUGAAUUAACUGGGGAAUCUCAUGCUGGAACAUCAUGUCUGCUCCCCAUGGAGACCAAUAUGGUUGAAGGAAGGGAUGAUUCUCCUGUUAACUAA